Messenger RNA from Lathyrus oleraceus (garden pea), 984 nucleotides. RefSeq lists its product as uncharacterized. The coding region runs from base 1 to 984 and encodes 327 amino acids. Gene Ontology annotation, molecular function: nucleic acid binding; zinc ion binding. Lineage: Eukaryota; Viridiplantae; Streptophyta; Magnoliopsida; Fabales; Fabaceae. The record is from RefSeq and is a predicted model, not a curated record. The transcript has 3 exons.
AUGGCAGGAGAAGGGCACAUCAUGCUAACCAUCCCCAAAUUUGAUGGGGACUAUGAGCACUGGAGCAUGCUAAUGGAGAAUUUGCUGAGAUCGAAAGAAUUGUGGAAUCUGAUUGAAACUGGCUAUGUUGAGCCAGCUCGAGGAGAAAUUCUGACUGGAGCGCAAAGACAAACUUUGGCGGAUCUCAAGCUUAAAGAUCUUAAAGGAAGUAAGCGCGUUCAAAGGGCACAACUUCAACGCCUCAGAAGAGAGUUCGAAAUACUGGAGAUGAAGAACGAGGAAACUAUUGCAUAUUAUUUCUCUAGGGUGUUGCUAGUGGCAACUGAUAUGAGGAACCUUGGAGAGGAUAUGCAGGACAAUCAAAUUGUGGAGAAGAUUUUGUGCACACUCUCAGAGAAGUUCACAUACAUAGUGUGUUCAAUUGAAGAGUCAAGCGAUAUUGACAGUCUCUUGGUGGAUGCACUUCAGAGUUCGUUGUUGUCUCAUGAGCAAAAGAUCAUGAGACAUCACCCAAAGACAACAACAAAGGAAGAACAUGUUUUACAGAUCACAUCCUCAAGAGAAGGAAGCUUUGGCGGAGUACGAGGAAGGGGCAGAGGAGCAUUCAGAGGUCGGGGACGUGGACGUGGAAGAUUUGGGUUUGACAAAACUCAAAUAGAAUGUUAUAGAUGCCAUAAGUUUAGGCAUUUUCAAUUUGAAUGUCCUAGUGCGGAAAAUCAAGUUAACUAUGUGGAGUUCAAUGAAGAGGAGGAACUCUUACUGAUGGCACAUGUGGAGAUACAAGGCGCAAAGAUGGAGGAUUUGUGGUUUCUUGACAGCGGGUGCAGCAACCAUAUGUCUGGAAUCAAGAAAUGGUUCUCAGAUAUGGAUGAAACGUUUAAGCACUCGGUGAAGCUAGGAAACAAUGCAAGGAUGAUGGUUCAUGGGAAAGGGAGUAUCAAGCUUAAGAUAAAUGGCCUGGUUCAAAAUUUAUCAUCUAAGUAA